This is a messenger RNA of Symbiodinium necroappetens, 1173 nucleotides long. Lineage: Eukaryota; Dinophyceae; Suessiales; Symbiodiniaceae. The record is from the annotation of a GenBank genome assembly.
GAGACGGAGGAGAUGCUGGAACAGCUCACGAGCCAGAAACAGAUGCUCGUCGCGAAGCAGCGGCAAGUCAAUCUGCUGAUGUCGACAAAGAACGAGUCGCAGGAGGCCUGGCGCGUCGAGUCGAUGGAGCUUGCGAACUUGCAGGCCAACCUGACACGCGAAGAAGGGCAGUACGCGGAGCUCCAGAAGAGGGUGCAGAAGGAGAUUGCACGGCUCACCGACCAGCAGCUUGCUGCCGACAAGCGACUCAGGGAGCUGCAGGCCGCCUACGAGAAGAAGCAGGAGAAGGUGGACCGCCUCCGUGAAGAAGCCGUGUCGCGUGGUGGUAUCGCCAGGAACGCCUCCCAAGAAGCCGACGUGGUGCAAGCCAACCUCGCUGAGGCCGAGGGGCUCGUCACCAAGCACCGCCGCUUGGCCGAGGCUUCUGAGAAGGUCUUCUUGCAGGCUAAGAUGGAUCUGGACCAUGCAGAGAGGCUAUGCCUGGAUUCCGAGCACGAGGUGGCCGAAAAGGACGAGCUCAAGAUGCGUGUGCUGGCUGCCAGAGACUCCCUGCAAGCCUUCUACAACAGCAUGGACAACCUUACACUGUUGCUGGAGGCAAAGGUUAUGGACCCAGAGGCCCAUGCCCACGAGCUGCUCCGCGCCGAGCCGCGAACAGCCACUGCUUUGCACGCCUACAACGACAUGACCGCAAGCUUUAGGCGGCUCUUCGUGAAGUCAAAGGAGACCUAUGAGGUGGUCGCGGGCAGCAUCCCGGAGAUUGAGAGCAACGCCGAAGCUGCGUUGAAACUCCUUUGUGACCCAUUUGAGGCCAUCGAAGAGGAGGCUCUGCGAACCUCCAACGGCACCUACUUUGACGAGAAGUGCGGAAGUGGGCUUUGGAGGUACUUGAAGGUGGAGCGGAAUGCCUUCCCCAACCUGGACGAAACCACAGCGAGGCAGGAAGCGACAGAUCCAGUGGCCACGCAGGCCUCGGCUUCUCAGGAGGUGAAAGCCAUCGACCAGCGAGGAGCGGCGGAAUCGACGCCGCAGUCGCCACGGAUGAGUUUGCCUCCACUGCCAAUGCCUACAGCAGAGCCCGACGAGCCAGAGAUGGGUUUGCCGCCGCCACCCCUGGAAAGAAUGCCUUCGAAGACGACGCCCCUACCCGACGACAUGGACUUGCCCGGCUGA